Molecule: messenger RNA, 1230 nt
Organism: Fomitopsis serialis
Lineage: Eukaryota; Fungi; Basidiomycota; Agaricomycetes; Polyporales; Fomitopsidaceae
Product: branched-chain amino acid aminotransferase II
Exons: 10
Coding region: 1-1230 (409 amino acids)
Biological process (GO): L-leucine biosynthetic process; L-valine biosynthetic process
Cellular component (GO): mitochondrion
Molecular function (GO): branched-chain-amino-acid:2-oxoglutarate transaminase activity
Source: RefSeq, a predicted model, not a curated record
AUGAUCCGAACAAGGUUACCUUCGCUUCCCAACGGAAGUGCUUUACGGGUCUGCAAGUCCUCUACAUCGUCUCCCGUGUUCGGCAGCUCGCGCUACACAACACACCAUGUACGGUUUGGUUCUACGCAAGCGGACAUCCAGGCCUCACGAGUACAGGUGGAGGUGACCCAAAAUCGUAAACCACGGCCGGAUCCGGCAACCCUAUCGUUUGGGAAGGUCUUCACGGAUCACAUGUUGACAAUUCCAUGGAAGGCCUCGUCAGGCUGGGGUGCUCCGCAGAUUCAUCCGUAUCGUCCGUUUACGCUCGACCCUAGUGUUGGCGUGUUUCACUAUGCUCAGUGUCUCUUCGAGGGUCUUAAGGCCUACCGGGAUGAGACAGGAAAGGUUACACUCUUCCGACCUGACAUGAACAUGAAGCGGAUGAACAUAAGUGCUCAACGCAUUGCAUUACCGGCCUUCAACGGAGACGAAGUGACCGAACUCCUGAAGCAGCUUAUUCGGUUAGACAAGGACUGGAUACCAAAUGUUCCGGGGUACAGCCUGUACAUUCGACCCACUAUGAUUGGGUGCCAGCCCGCCAUUGGUAUCUCUCCGCCGAGUGAAGCACUUCUGUUCGUAAUCUGCAGCCCUGUCGGGCCGUACUACCCCGAAGGCUUCAACCGCCGGGCUGCACCAGGGGGUGUCGGUGCUUACAAGCUUGGUGCAAACUAUGCUCCCGGGUUGGUGGCCCAGAAAGAGGCUGCCAAGAAGGGCUACGUCCAGAACCUGUGGCUGUACGGCCCCGAGCACCAGGUUACUGAGGUCGGUACCAUGAAUGCCUUCGCAGUGUUCAAGCGUCCCGAUGGCACGAUCGAAAUUGCCACGCCUCCGUUGGAUGGAAUGAUCCUGCCCGGCGUGACCCGCGACUCUGUGCUUAACAUAGCGCGGGACCACAUAGCUGGGAAAUACAAGAUCGCAGACCUCCCCGACAAGCUUGCCGUCUCGGAACGCCAGAUGACGAUGCGCGAGGUCAAGGAGGCUGCUCAAGCCGGCAACCUGGUCGAGUUCUUUGGAACAGGCACUGCGGCUGUCAUUAGCCCCGUAGAUAGGAUAGGCUACCUCGGCGAGGACAUCCACAUCCCAACUGGGCCUGACGGCAUGGGGCCUAUCUCUCGUCCCAUUUGGCAGCAGCUGGUCGGCAUCCAGACGGGCACCAUCCAGCACCCUUGGAGUGUUGUGGUCAUGGAAUAG